AUGGUCGGCUCACAUGGGCUGGAGAUUAGGGGCGCCUCGGAGUCUACCACUAAAGGUGCCACUGCCUCUGCUUCCAAAGGCCAACCCGCGCGCGUUGGAAAUGAGGACAUCAUGAUCACCCCGUCGCUCUCUCCUGAGCCACUGACUCCCGUCCGUACUCGGUCCCCUUUGGCUCGCUCGCAUCUACGCUCUCGUUCACUGGCCGGCAUUCCCGGUAUGCCUUCCAUGACCCGCGCAUAUUCCUCUCCUGGAAUGGACUCGCGAGGUCGGUACAUCUUCGUGAACGGCCGCGGGGUGCCGACACCUCAACCCACCCUUGACAACACCAAGCGAUCCACAACCUCACAGAUGCGCACCGACGACCAUAUCGAGACUCGCCUGGGCUCCUUGAACAUUUCCGAGACCAUCUCCGAAUACGCAGAGCUCGAAACACUGCCACGCUCCCCCUCUUCGCCCGUGCUGAUGCCACAGACAUUUUCACGCAGCGCCCGACUGCGCUCGACUUCUCCUCUGCAUUUCCAGCAGCAACACAUCAACAGCCCCCCCUCGGUGCACGGCUCACCUACACUCGGUGGUCGAUACAAUGAAGCCUACCCCAUCCACUCAGCUUCUUCCACUUCCUCCAUCCCUUCCACCCCGACCAGUUUCCGCUCUCGAAGCCCGAGUAUUUCGUCCCUGGAGACUAUUCCGGAUAUUCCUGACGCUGAGGCUGAAGCGCUGGAAGAGGAGAGAAUUGCCGAGCUCAAGGCCGCCGCCGAUGCCGACGAUGCGGCAGGCACUGCAGGUCGUCGACGAGGCGCUUCCGACGUGGCCACCCCUUAUAACUCCUUCAGCCUGACUCGUGGAGGAAACAAUGCCUACACCUCACGGAUUGACAAGCGCAAACGCUGGAGUGUCUGCGGAGCUGAGCGCCGCCAAGACCUCGACUUGGAGACCAUCUGGGAGGACUAG
Messenger RNA from Penicillium oxalicum, 951 nucleotides. RefSeq lists its product as uncharacterized. Lineage: Eukaryota; Fungi; Ascomycota; Eurotiomycetes; Eurotiales; Aspergillaceae. The record is from RefSeq and is a predicted model, not a curated record. Bases 1 to 951 code for a protein of 316 amino acids. The transcript has a single exon.